Molecule: messenger RNA, 723 nt
Organism: Cylicocyclus nassatus
Lineage: Eukaryota; Metazoa; Nematoda; Chromadorea; Rhabditida; Strongylidae
Source: the annotation of a GenBank genome assembly
AUGCCUCUACUAAUGACUUGUAUUGUUGGUAAUUAUGUGAAAGCUUUCAUUACUCUGGUGUUGGUCCAUAUAUUGCCUUGGAUUCUAGAUGAUGAGUCUCCCCUUUUUGUAACGUUCAUUGCUGUGGAAUUGCUUGGUUUCAAUGCUGUUGUGUUUGGAGUGUUUUGCGGUACCGUAUAUGAAUCCACCGUUAGUGCUCUGAAAUUAGCGAUCGUGCUUUGGCUUAUACUUUUGUAUUUUGCCCUGCAAUCGCCGAGAAUUAACGGCAGAUACUGGCUUGUCAGCAUAUGUCACGCUAAUCCUAUUGCGGCAUUCAAGAACAUUUUUGAGGCUCUGCCCUAUUUUGAACUGAGAGGGACCCGCGUCACAAUAUCAACUUUAUACGCAUACACUGACGUGGUUACACCGGGUUCAUCGUUAAUUGCGUUAGCCAUAGAUGGGAUUUGUGUGAUAGGGAUAACAAUGAUAGUAGACAAUGUUGAAUGGUCUUACGUUAGAUCCAGAAUUGCUGCGCUGAUAAGGAGGAAAGAAUUGGAGCAAUUAAAAAGUCAAACUGAAAGACAUUCAUGGCAUCAAGACGAAGAAGUUCGUGAGGGAAAAGCCGACAUCGAUGCUGAAGAUGUAGCCAAAGUUUGGGAAACGAGCGGAGAAUUGUCUGUUUACAGAUUUGAAAUAAGGGCAUAUCCUGGAGAGGUCAGCAUCAUUCUUGGACAUCCGGGAGCG